AUGCCUGCAGAAAUUCGAGCUCUGCACAACGCUGCUCAUGACCAUUUCAACGGUGUUGGUCAACCUGUUCGCCGAAGCACGGCAACAGUGCUAAAGAAAAUUUCGAUGAACCCUGUGGACGAGAGUCAAAUGGCGCCGGUAUACAACCUCGAGAAUACCCAGGUUGAGUUUCUAAAGAUAGAGCACAUCCUAAAUUUUGUGUUCUAUCGCGAAGGUAAACGACGACCACCACAAGGACUUUCUGUACCGAACGCUCUCUUUGGCAUAGCCCCUCCGGGUGCGGGCACGGGUGGAGCAAGCCCGCAAGCCAGGAGCGUAGCAGACAAUGAGAGGUUGGAACAGUUAUAUGACUCGGAUGACGACCUGGACCCUCCAGAACCGCGCCAAGACGAGCGACCCGUCGAGGGCCGUCCUAAACGGGGCCGUGAGGGAUCCCCACAAAGCUCCCCAGAUGGUCAACAAGAGUCGAGACUCUUCGCCUUAAGACAACGACUCGGGGACGACGCUGAGAUGGUUCAAGACAUUGACCAGCUGAUCGCGUUUCGCCAGGCAAACCUGAACAAAGGGAGCUCGAGGUCACUGUUGUUUGUAGAGACAAUGCAGUCUCGAUCCAAGGGUUUUGAUUACUUGCCACACCCGGCCGUUGCACGAGGAUUCUUUGCCUGGGAUUUUGGAUUUCGAGGGCUUUCGAUUCGACAUUUUUCGCCAAUGGACGUGGAAGUGGAGCGGGAUCACCUGAGGCGCUACGAUAUGACAGAUUUUUCAGUAAAGAACAAGCUGCCGGAGCCCCAGGAGUCUAAAGACCUCGCCGACGUGGUAGCAGCGCUGGAAGUGCUGUCCUUGCUAGUGAACGAGAUGUACACCCAGAGGGUAGCAGAUUUGGUCGACGCAGCCAGACGGUUCUUGCUGGUACUGCGGAAAACGAAGACUAUGCAAGGAGCUGAAGCUUUCAACCACGAGUCAUAUGCGCGAGUGGUUCAACGCGUGACUAAUCUCAAGGUGGAAGCAGCUCUCAAGUUGUCCGCAGCUCAAAAGCCAACAUCUCGCCAGAAGAAGUCGAACAUGCGGGCAACAGCUAACAGCGGUUCUCGCCACGGACGUGGAGCUCCUGUGCCUCAGGAAGUGGUGGCUGCGCUACCGAUUCGAAAAGGCAAAAAGCUGUGCAUGAAAUUUUUGUCAAGUGACGGCUGCCCUGGUGAAGGGGAUACGUGCGUUUUCGACUACCGAGGACACUUCGUGCCAGUUAAGUUGCCGGUGAUUGUGAAAAACUUCAUCAUUAAGAAUUAUGGAGGACUGCGGAACAUGGAGGCACAAGCUACAGGUAGUCAAGCGGAGGUUUGA
This is a messenger RNA of Phytophthora nicotianae INRA-310, 1341 nucleotides long. RefSeq lists its product as hypothetical. NCBI's taxonomy places the organism in Eukaryota, Oomycota, Peronosporomycetes, Peronosporales, Peronosporaceae. The transcript is spliced from 3 exons. The record is from RefSeq and is a predicted model, not a curated record. The coding region runs from base 1 to 1341 and encodes 446 amino acids.